AAUUUUCUGAUAUUCUCCCAAAUAGAGAGCAGUUUUAUUUGCUCUGUUUUGUAUCAUAUCAUAUCUCAUCAUGAGUCAAAGAGAUUUGUCAGUAGAAGUUGAGGACAAUCGUCAUCCCUUAUGUAUCACCUGUGGCCAAUCACACUUACCAGAAGAGAACCACCUGUACAGCUACACGGAAGAAAUGGAUGAUGAUCUAAUAUGCCACAUCUGCCUGCAAGCUUUGAUCCAGCCACUGGACACUCCCUGUGGUCAUACCUACUGCACAGUCUGCCUUACAAACUUUCUAGUGGAAAAAGACUUCUGCCCUGUGGAUCGCAAAAUGGUGAUUCUACAGUCUUGCAGAAAGUCCAGCAUACUAGUAAACAAACUCCUGGAUAAGCUAAUGGUUAGCUGCCCCUUCACAGACCACUGCUCAGAGGUUUUGCAACGUUGUGACCUUGAACAGCAUUUCCAAACUAGAUGUAAAGGAGCAUCCCAUUAUGGCCUUACCAAGGAACGAAAGAGACGUUCACAAGAUGACUCUCCGGAUUGUAGUGCCACUUUAACUGUAGCAGCUCUUGGCCCAGAGCUCUCUGCAGCUGCAGCAAUAGCCUUAAUGACAGAUGAACCAGGCCUAGUUAACCCAGCCUUCAGCUCUGCUUCAGAAGACAGCCAGUCAGGAAGCAGUUCUGGGGAUCCCAGUAGAAGUAACCGAAACAGAAGUCGGCCCUUUGAACGUUCCACUAUAAGAAGCAGAUCUUUUAAAAAAAUCAACCGUGCUUUCAGUGUCCUUCGAAGGACAAAAAGUGGCAGUGCUGUAUCCAGCCAGGCUAACCGGGAAAGGGAGAGUGUUGAAAACUGUUUUGUCUCUGAGGAAGUCCUCCCCAGAUUAUAUCACCUGAUUCCAGAUGGAGAAAUUACGAGUAUUAAGAUCCAUCGUACUAAUCCCAAAGAAAGUCUUGCCAUUAGAGUUGUGGGAGGUAGCGAGACGCCUUUGGGUCACAUCAUUAUACAACAUAUCUAUCGAGAUGGAGUGAUUGCCAGAGAUGGAAGAUUACUGCCAGGAGACAUGAUACUAAAGGUGAAUGGCAUGGACAUCAAUAAUGUUCCUCACAACUAUGCCCUGUCAGUUCUGAAGCAGCCGUGUCAGGUACUCCGACUGACUGUACUCAGAGAGCAGAGGUACCGAUCCCGAAACAACGGACUUUCUCCUGAUGCUCACUACAGCAGGGAUGACAGUUUUCACGUGGUUCUAAACAAAGGUAGCCCAGAUGAGUAUCUGGGAAUAAAACUGGUCCGCAAGGCAGAUGAACCUGGGGUAUUUAUUUUCAACUUGCUGGAAGGAGGUGUGGCUGCCCGCGGUGGACAGCUUCAAGAAAAUGACCGAGUGUUAGCUAUUAAUGGGCAUGAUCUUCGGUACGGCAGUCCAGAAAAUGCAGCCCAGCUGAUACAGGCCAGUGAGAAGCGGGUUCACUUUAUUGUGUCACGGCAGGCCAGACGGCAGACCCCUGACAUCUUACAGGAGGCUGGGUGGAAUUACAGCAGCAGCCAUCAGCAGUGCCCAUCGGAAAGAAACUAUUCUAACAAGAACUCCCUCCAUUCUGUCACCUGUCAUGAGAAGGUGGUGGCUGUCCGAAAAGAUCACACAGAGUCACUGGGAAUGACGGUGGCAGGUGGAACGUGUCACAGGGAAUGGGAUUUACCCAUUUAUGUGAUAAGUGUUGAGCCUGGAGGAGUCAUCAGCAGAGAUGGCAGAAUGAAAACAGGUGAUAUUUUACUGAACGUGAAUGGAAUUGACCUGACUGGUGUCAGCCGUAGUGAGGCAGUAGCCCUUUUGAAAAACACCACCUCGUCUGUAGUACUCAAAGCCUUGGAAAUGAAAGAAUGUAAGGCCCAGGAGGACAUGAGCCAUGUAUCACUCCCUGACACCAAUCAGAAGACAUCUGAUAACAGUGAAUGGUCACCUUCCUGGGUUAUGUGGCUUGAGCUGCCACGGUAUUUGUACAGCUGCAAAGAAAUUGUAUUACGAAGAAAUACAGCAGGAAGUCUUGGGUUUAGCAUCGUGGGCGGUUAUGAAGAACACAAUGGGAACAAACCGUUUUUUAUCAAAUCCAUUGUUGGGGGGACACCAGCAUACAAUGAUGGAAGAAUUAGAUGCGGUGAUAUCCUCCUUGCUGUCAAUGGCAGGAAUACAUCGGGAAUGAUGCAUUCCUGUUUGGCAAGGAUGCUCAAAGAACUGAAAGGAAAAAUUACUCUCACUCUUGUGUCCUGGCCUGGCACUUAUUUAUAAAACAAGUAUUUAUGGGAAAAUGACAGAUCAUUUGAUACAGAAAACAAAUGGAGAUGAGUUUUCCUACACUUUUUUUGGUCAACUGUAUAUUUGUAAAAAAAAACUUUGUGAAAAUGUAAGUUUGUAUGUCAAGAUUGUUUUAAGAAAUAUGGCACCUGUCAGAAAACGUGCACUUCAGAAAGAAGCAAAUCUACUGAAAUUACAGAUCAGGGUACAAGUCUGAUUCAUUAUUAUGGUCAAAGUUAAACAUAAAAUAUAAAAAUACAAAGACCAUUAAGAAGCAGCAGUAAUUCUGUUCAUCACCACCUUCAAUUUAUAAAAAAAAAGUUAUAGAAAAAUACAAUGAUAAACUUGAAAUAUUUUUCUACUGACUGUUUCUAUUGGUCAGUAUGAUGCUGAUAUUUUCAAGACUUUCAAAUAUUUUGUCUCUUAGAAUGUAAUACUGUGAAUGAGAUUUUAUUUCAAAAAUUAUUAAAAAUAAAUGUAACUAUUAAAAAUGUAUUUUAUUUUAGAUUUCUUGAAGAAAACAAAUAUAAUUCGUCCCAAAAUUUGACUAACUGCAGAUAAUCUAGAAAGAUUAGGAUUUCAUAUUUAACUUUUUUAAAAUUCAUGGAUAAAUUAUUAAAUGUAUUUCCAGAUUGACUGCUGAUAUUUAACUUUUUUAAAAUUCAUGGAUAAAUUAUUAGAUGUAUUUCCAGAUUGACUGCUGAUUAUCUAUUUGGAUAGUGGUAGUACAUGUUUUACUAGACUCAAACCUUUUCUGAAGAUAAUAUGUUCAAAAGAGUGUCUUUUCCGCUCCCCUCAAACAAUUAUAGGUGCUCUUCAUUGAAAUUACUAAUAUUUUGAAGUCAGAGCUUUCCAUUAACUUUUUUUUAAAAGGUAUUCUGGACAGUUGUCUCUAGAAAAUAUGCCAAGUCCAACUUUAUUUUACAAGGGCCAGAGAAGCAGGACUAAAGGAUAACUACUUUUGGUUUCCAUUAAACUGGUUAUCCAAUCUUUAAUCAUUUUAACUAUUUAAGUCAUCCUCCUGCACUAAUUUGUAUAUUUUAAAAUGGUGUUAAACAUUUUAUAUGUAAUAUAAAUACUCUCCAAUCACAC
Messenger RNA from Pelodiscus sinensis (Chinese soft-shelled turtle), 3370 nucleotides. It is a transcript of the gene LNX1, whose product is annotated as ligand of numb-protein X 1. Gene Ontology annotation, cellular component: cytoplasm. Gene Ontology annotation, biological process: ubiquitin-dependent protein catabolic process. Gene Ontology annotation, molecular function: ubiquitin-protein transferase activity; protein binding; metal ion binding. Lineage: Eukaryota; Metazoa; Chordata; Testudines; Trionychidae. The record is from RefSeq and is a predicted model, not a curated record.